Lachnellula hyalina is the source of this 1995-nucleotide messenger RNA. It is a transcript of the gene arp9, whose product is annotated as SWI/SNF and RSC complexes subunit arp9. The transcript is spliced from 2 exons. Lineage: Eukaryota; Fungi; Ascomycota; Leotiomycetes; Helotiales; Lachnaceae. The annotation marks the transcript as partial. The record is from RefSeq and is a predicted model, not a curated record.
AUCUCCCUCCAAGCUUCUCGCGCCUCAACCACCGCAACAAUGCCUCCCUUCCGCGACGAACACAUUCUAAUAAUAGCGCCCGGUUCACAAACCACUCUUGCGCAGCUGGGGCUCCCCGAAUCGUUCACGCCGGCUGCGCAUCGAUUUCCGACGCGUAUGUUUCCUGCGCCGGAUGGGAAGACGUAUGAGCCCUACAACGUGAAGGUGCAGACGAGGAAAAAGGAGGAUGUGGAAAUGAAGGAGGGUGGUGGGGAAGGGGGAGAAGGAGACGAGGAGGAGGAGUUCGUGGAGUUGCCAGAGGAUGAAGAGGGGGCUGUUUUUCCAUUAAAAGAGGGCAGAAUCGCAGACAUGCCGGCAUUCUUUGCACUCCUACAGCAUAUCCAUACUACACUCCAACCAAUCCUCCAUACACCCAUCAUGUUAAUUGCGCAACCCUCUUGGACGGCCAAGAACCACGAAGACCUCACUGCCUUCAUUUUCGAGAAGUUUAAGACGCCCGCAUUAUGUAUCAUGGACAGCGCGUUAGCUACUUCAUAUGCGUUUGGCAUUGCGAAUGCGACAAUCGUUGAUGUUGGAUAUGAGAAAGUCGAUGUUACAGCUAUCACGGAUUACCAGAUUGGAGGGCGAGGGUGUGUUCCCAGUUCCGGUGGGAACGGCAUGACGAAGCGGCUGGUGGAAUUACUAAAGUCAAAGGAUUUCACCCAUGAUAUGGCGGAGCAGCUUAAGAAGAGUCCUAUCUGCGAGGUCCUAGCACCAGGCGUUCCAAUGCCAGGCACUGAAGCCGCGGAGGAAGUAAUCAGUAAUCCCGCGGCAGCAGCAUCUACAGGCGCUACGGCUUCAGGCCCUACUGUUAAGAUCACAGAGGCGCCGAGGGGACCGGGGCCUGAUACGGAGGUUGGAGAGGAAGGAGGAGAUGCCGAUGAUGUUGAUGUUGAUAAAGCAAUGGAGGACGAUGGUGUACUAGAUAUUGCUACUAUUGUCACGAGUGGCAAGACGCAGGAUUUCUUAGCGAAGAAGGAGAAAGAGAAGGCGGAACGAGCAGCGGUUCGGAAGGCGACGAAGGAACGUGAGGCUGCCGAAGCUGCUGCUGCGAGGCCUCUAAGGUUACCGAACUCAAAGAGAUCAAGAGCCAUGUUCCAUUAUGAGGAGUUGAUAAAAGAGCCAGCUGCGAAGCGCCAAAAGACACCUGAGCCUGUCUCAGCCAUUCCAGCAGAAGAGCCCGCUCCAGCCGAACCCAAAGCCGAUGAAGAACUCACAUCAGCAAUCGAAGCCCCCGCAGCCGGCGAAGGUCAAAAGAAAAGCAACCGCCGCAAGCUCUGGGAAGAGGAAAAUCCCGACCGAUCGCGCCGCGACAUCGAAAUCGGGCUCGAGCGAUUCCUCGCCGCAGACCCCGCCUACCUCGAUAGGAUCGCCGACACUAUCUACCGCACCAUCCUGUCAGUAGACGACAUCAGCAAACGCCAAGACGCAUGGGAUGCUCUAGUCAUCUGUGGCUGCGGUUCCAAGGUCCGCGGCUUCAAGGACGCCUUGCUCCAGACGCUGAACCAUCGGUACCUAGUGAGCCCCAGCUCAGCGACAAUGUUCAUGAGCGAGCUACCCAGCAACCUCGCCACCCCAUCCGGCACAGGCUCCAUGACGCCCAACGCCUCAUUCUCCUCGACGCCCCACGCCCCGCCUACAGCCAGCGCCGUGAACCCCCUCCUCCUCGCCGCUACCACGGCCUCGAACCCUGCUCUCAACCCCGGUCUGCAAGCCAGCGCUUCGUACGCAGGCAGUGUGCACCAACACUCCAGCCACAGCCAGAGUCCGACUAGUAUCAAAACAGCUAGUCCGCCGACCUACUUCUCCGAGUGGAAACAGUACGAGGAGGCUGUGUUUCUGGGCAGCCAGGUUGCAGCCAAGGUUAUCUUUGUCGUAGAUCAGGGGCUCAGUAAGGGCUUUUUGAGCCGGACCGAGUUCAAUGAAGAUGGGCCGGGUGGGAUACAUCAGGUGUAA